Molecule: messenger RNA, 5519 nt
Organism: Closterium sp. NIES-67
Lineage: Eukaryota; Viridiplantae; Streptophyta; Zygnematophyceae; Desmidiales; Closteriaceae
Source: the annotation of a GenBank genome assembly
CCUUACCUAACCGCUCCCUCACUCACUAGAACCGAUCGGGCUUCCUAACACCUGACAUUGCAGAUUCUGUCGCUUCAAUCACGGCUCUAAAUAAAAUAAGAACCCUGUAGCGCCUUCCUCCUCGAGAUUGUCCCGUUUCCGUGGCUGCGUUAAACUUUUCAGUUUAGUUGGUUUGAUUUUUUGCUUAUAUCGGACAACGCGCGUGUGUACAACGCGGGCAUGGAUUCCAGCGCACCUCCAAUAAACUCAUUCCCCUUCGGCUCCGCCUCCUUCUCCAUGCCGCCGGGGGAAUCCCCCCGGUCCUUCCGCCACCCGCCUUCGCGCAACGACACUGGAGGCGGUGGCAUGAGCUCCGGGCCUGCGCCAUUCUCGGAACACAACCAGCACCAGCCCCACCUCCCCCACUACGCGACAAAUGCGCGCCAGCCGUCGUCGCUUAGAUUCUCCUUCGACAAUAAGUGCGUGCUGGACUCGGGGAACGGCCCCGCGGAACACGCUGAGCUUGCGCGGAGAAUAGGCGGAGAGGAUGGCGGGGGUUGGGGUGCGGAAACGAGGCUGGCGGAAGUAGGAGCCGCGCCAAGUCGGCAGAUCAACAGCGAUGCCUAUCCCGCGCAGGGAUUUGGCGGGAGCGGAGGCGGAAGUGGGGGUCCCCCACCAUCAGGACUCUUUCCGGCGCAGCUGUACCGCGAGUUCCGCCAACAGGGGAGCGCGCGCGACCAGAGCGGGGGGAACUGGCGGGGAGGGGAAGGCGCGGAUUUGGCGGAAGGACAGGCGGAAGGGCAGGCGGAGAAUAGUAAGAGUGUUCCUUUGCGGGGUUGGAGCCCAGGGGAACGGGCCGAGGGGGGUUUUGUCUCAGGCGAAUAUUCAGGUAGUCCGUCAGGGCAUGCCAACAGAGAGGCUUCAGAUGCGUAUCAGGGGCUAAGACGGAAUUACCCUCUGGAUGGGGCUAGAAGGCGAGUUAACCCUCAGUUCGACCAGGAAAUGGGGGAAGAGGAUGAUGAGGACGCAGGGGAGGAGGAAGGAGGGGAGGAAGGAGGGGAGGAAGGAGGGGAGGAGGUACAAGAGGAGAGGGAAGGGGAUGGGGGGGUGGGAGAUGAGAGGGAAGUAGGUGGGCGAAGGGGCCAAGGGCGAGAGAAGGAGUGGGAGGCAGAAGCGCAUCAGUCCCUCAACAAUCAGCUCUCGGACAAUCGAUUAACUGACAACCGAUUCACCGGGAGUCGCUUUCCUUUCCCCUCCGGUACUGCCGCCGCCCUCCCCCCCUCUAAUCUCUUCACCAUGUAUCGCUCGCUGCUUUCGCAAACCCAGCACCGCUCGCAGCAGGAGGAGCAAGAAGCAGGAUCGUUUAGGGACAGCGGUGGGGGGGGUGAUACCGCUGCUGCUGCUGCUGCUGCUGCUGCUGUUGGUGGUGAUGAUGCUUUUGCUACUGCUGCUGCAGCUGCCGCUGCUGCUGCUGCUGGCAGUCCGUCAGGUGCUCUUCUUGGUGGUGCUGGGGGCAGAGGAAUGCGAGGGGGACGAGGGAGGAUAGGGGUUGGGCUGUAUGAGAGAGUGGGGGCAGUGGGGCCACAUCCUGGGCCGAGCCUGGGCUACGGUGACUCAGCAUUCUUUGGAUCCACGUCAGUCUCUGCCCUUCCCGAGCCUCCCUCCACAGCCUCGGGCGAAGCUGCGGAUUGGGCAGCAGCUGCGGCUGCCGCAGCAGCGCGGCAGGCUUGGGAACGCGUGGGCACUGUUCCCGAAGCAGUGGGCGCUGUUCCUGUAGCGGUUGGUGCUGCUCCUGUAGCUGCAGGUGACAAUAGCGAGUGGGAGGCACACAGCAACAGUAGCAACUCCGCCCCUCCGCCCUUACCACCAGGCUAUGUGUCUAGUGAGAGCAGGGAAGGGGGCGCAGGGGGAAGAGGGGCGGAAGGGCAGGGGGAGGGGGCUGUGUGGCCGGUGUCAAGAAGACUUGGGGGGGAGUCUGUGGGGGAGUUUGUGGGAGUGGGCGGAGAGGGGAGGGGGAGAGGGGAGGAGGGGUCAACUUUGAAUGAAUAUGCCAUGGUGCCUUCAGCGGGGGGAGGAGAGGCGGGAGUGGGAGGGAUGAGAGGACGAGGGGGGAUGGGAAGAGGGGGGAUGGGAAGAGGAGGCGGUGGAAUGGGAAGGGCCGGGGUACAUACAAUGGGGGUCGGUCAGAGAUUCGGCUCCCAGAGUAGCAGGGACUUCGCAGCAGCAGAAGCAGCAGCAGCUGCGGCCUUAGCAGCAGCGAGAGCAGCAGCAGAGGAAGCAGCCGUUCCCAAUGCCACUCCCCAUGAGGACCGUUCCGAAGCUUUGCGGCCAGCAGCAUCCGGAGAGAUGAGCAGGUACGAGGAGUAUCGCCCUCCCAGCAGCAUGCAGCUAGGCGCGGGGAGGGGUGGAGACAACAGGGAGGACACAGGCUUAGGCGGGCAGAGAUUCAGUGUGAGGGGCGGGGCUGCAGGGGAAGCAGUAGGGGCAGGAGCUGGGGGGUAUGUAGGGGCCGGGGUGAAAAUGAGCAUGGGUGGGGGGUUCGGUCCGUUUGGGUUGAGGCCCAAGCGGCCUGAGGUGAGUGGGGAAGCGGCUUCUAUCUGGCUCAACCGCUGGCUGCGACCCCCGACUGCUGCAGCUGGGGUUGGUGCUGGUGCUGGUGCUGGUACUGGUGUUGGCGGUGCUGCUGCGGGUGCUAGUGCCCAGGAGAAUCCUCUUUCUUUUCCUGUGUCAGGUGAUUUUUCAGGUGGUGGAUCUGUUUCGGGGAGUGGGAAUCAAGGGGAGCCGCUGCUGUUGGGCCAAGCGCCUGGUUCUAGGGAAGGGAGUCAGAACGGGCAGCAGCAACAACAGAGACAGCAGCAGCAGGAGCAGGAGGAGUGGAAGCAGCAGGAGCACAAGCGCCAGCAGGAGUGGCUGCGGCAGCAGCAGCAGCAGUGGCAGAUACAGACAAGCACGUCUGCUGAGCCCGCUCCAGAUGCAGAACCCCCAAGGGAGUCCGAUUUCUCUGCUGCUGGCGGUGGAAACGGUGAUGCUGAUGCUGCUACUGACGCUGGUGCUGCAGCUGUAGCAGAGGCAGAGGCAGCAAGGCAGCGGUUUGAGAGGGGGCGACUGGCGAUGCAGAGCUGGAAGAACCGAAACAAACCGGCCCUUGGAGGUGCAGCAGCAGUAACAGCAGAAGGAGAAAGAGCAGCAGCAGGUGGCAUGAUGGGCCUGGAAAUGGCACGGGACAGCUCAGCAAGAGACAGCACAGCAGUUCGAGUGGCUGCUAUUGAGAAUGACGUGGCAGCUUGGUCUGCCCAGCUGGCAGAAAGGGGAGUUGAGGGUGGGAGGGAUGGGGCCGGGGGAGGUGGGGGAGGAAGAGGAGGAGGGGGAGGAAGAGGAGGAGGGGGAGGAGCAGUAGCAGCAGCAAGUGACGCGGGAAGCAGUGGCAGUCACGACCAGACACAUCCAGCCCAGGAGCAUGAGUUUCAAUCACAGCGCGAGCAGCAGCAGCAGGCAAUGGGAGGGAGUGCACUAUUCCCCCCACACUCUUCCCUCCAUCGCCCGUAUCCCCCGCACAAUCUCUCCGUCCACCCCCCCUCUCACUCCCACUCGCGCUCCUCUGCCACCAGAAGCUUCGGAGGCUCCUCCUCUCCCUCCCCUGCCCCCCCAUCUCCCCGAGACAUGGGGCUCGCCCCGGGGGGUCUGGGAAGAUGGGAGGGGGGAGGUGGAGUGGGUGGAGGAUUGGAAGGGGAAGGAGGAGGAGGAGGAGGAGGGAGAGGUGGUGAUGGAGGGGGGGUGAGGGGCUUUGGAGCCUUUGGUUCCGGCUUUGGAGGGCGAGGGAGAGGGAUUGGGGGUGGAAGACUGGGACUGUCGAGGCCAGGACUGGUAGAAGCAGGAAGAGGAAGGGUAGGAGGAGGAAGAGGAGGAGGAGUAGGAAGCGAGGCAGCAUCAGGGGGGGCUGUGUUUGUGAACACAAGGCGGACAGAGGAGUAUCAGAAACUGCACCAAUCCUCCCCUAAUGCUUCAAAACCACCCGGCCACCCCCCUGCCUCUCCAUCCGGAUUUGCUGCAUUCGGGCUGCGAGUCGCUGCAGCUGAUAGCGUCAGCGGCAAGCUCCGGUCGCUCCGAGCCGGGGGGUUUGGCUCGGCGGCAGCAGGUCCGGGAGGAGCUGGAGCGAAGCCGGGUGUUGCUCGAUCUGGUUCGGGGUUCAGCCUUGUAGCUGCUGCUGCUGCUGCUGCUGAUCCUGGUGCUGCCACUACUGUUGAUGCUGCUGCUGCUGCUGCUGGGGCCCUAAGCCCUGGGGCCCAUGCAAGCCGCACUUUAGCAAGACUGGGCAGUGGUGGCUUGCGUGCUAGUGGCGCCUUGCCUCGUAUGGGUAGUGGCGGUGGCAGUGGUGGUGGUGGUGGAGGGUUCACAUGGAUUCAGGGAGGGUUUGUGCGAAGAGACGGGUCGGCCAGCCCUGCUGCGAGUGCUGGUAGCGGUGGUGCUGCUGCUGUAGCUGGUGGUGGUGCUGACAGUGGUGGUGGAGAUACGGGUUAUGAUAUGGGAUACGACAUGGGCUAGUACACGUGGGCUUUUGAGUUGACUCUAAAGUCAUCUCAGUGCUGCUGCUGCUGCUGCUGCUGUGGCUGGUGGUGCUGACAGUGGUGGUGGAGAUAAGGGUUAUGAUUUGGGCUAUGACAUGGGCUAGUACACAGUGGGCUUUUGAGUUGACUCUAAAGUCAUCUCAGUGCUGCUGCUGCUGCUGCUGUGGCUGGUGGUGCUGACAGUGGUGGUGGAGAUACGGGUUAUGAUUUGGGCUAUGACAUGGGCUAGUACACAGUGGGCUUUUGAGUUGACUCUGAAGUCAUCUCAGUGCUGCUGCUGCUGCUGCUGUGGCUGGUGGUGCUGACAGUGGUGGUGGAGAUACGGGUUAUGAUUUGGGCUAUGACAUGGGCUAGUACACAGUGGGCUUUUGAGUUGACUCUAAAGUCAUCUCAGUGCUGCUGCUGCUGCUGCUGUGGCUGGUGGUGCUGACAGUGGUGGUGGAGAUACGGGUUAUGAUUUGGGCUAUGACAUGGGCUAGUACACAGUGGGCUUUUGAGUUGACUCUGAAGUCAUCUCAGUGCUGCUGCUGCUGCUGCUGUGGCUGGUGGUGGUGGUGUUGCUGACAGUGGUGCCAGUGGUGGUGGCGAUACGGUUUAUGACAUGGGAUACAACAGGGGCUAGCACACGCCGGCUGGAAACAACAUCAAGGUUCUGCUGCAAUAAUAUCUUCCAUUUUGAUAACUUCAUGGUACAUUCGGUACAUUCAACUUGAUACAACUUGCCAGCUUGCCACUCCACACCUCAGCUAUUGUGACCUGCUGACAAGCCUCAGCUUGCCUCUACAGCCGCCAGCUGACCCGACCAGCCACCCACUCUCAAGGCACCGCGAGGCACAUUCCAUCAAGUUGAAUGAGGCUCUAACCAGCACUGCUACGUCCAAGCAUCCAAGCAUCCUUCCCACUUGCUUUCCUUGCGCCAACCCCCCAACUGACAACGCCCAGACCAGAUCGCCCCACUGGCCCAGCCAGAUUACU